GCUUUUGCAAGGCUGUGGUCGGUGGUCAUCAGUGCUCUUGACCCAGGUCCAGCGAGCCUUUUCCCUGGUGUUGCAGCUGUUGUUGUACCGCCGCCGUCGCCGCCGUCGCCGCCUGCUCUGCGGGGUCAUGGUGUGCUUCCGCCUCUUCCCGGUUCCGGGCUCAGGGCUCGUUCUGGUCUGCCUAGUCCUGGGAGCUGUGCGGUCUUAUGCAUUGGAACUUAAUUUGACAGAUUCAGAAAAUGCCACUUGCCUUUAUGCAAAAUGGCAGAUGAAUUUCACAGUACGCUAUGAAACUACAAAUAAAACUUAUAAAACUGUAACCAUUUCAGACCAUGGCACUGUGACAUAUAAUGGAAGCAUUUGUGGGGAUGAUCAGAAUGGUCCCAAAAUAGCAGUGCAGUUCGGACCUGGCUUUUCCUGGAUUGCGAAUUUUACCAAGGCAGCAUCUACUUAUUCAAUUGACAGCGUCUCAUUUUCCUACAACACUGGUGAUAACACAACAUUUCCUGAUGCUGAAGAUAAAGGAAUUCUUACUGUUGAUGAACUUUUGGCCAUCAGAAUUCCAUUGAAUGACCUUUUUAGAUGCAAUAGUUUAUCAACUUUGGAAAAGAAUGAUGUUGUCCAACACUACUGGGAUGUUCUUGUACAAGCUUUUGUCCAAAAUGGCACAGUGAGCACAAAUGAGUUCCUGUGUGAUAAAGACAAAACUUCAACAGUGGCACCCACCAUACACACCACUGUGCCAUCUCCUACUACAACACCUACUCCAAAGGAAAAACCAGAAGCUGGAACCUAUUCAGUUAAUAAUGGCAAUGAUACUUGUCUGCUGGCUACCAUGGGGCUGCAGCUGAACAUCACUCAGGAUAAGGUUGCUUCAGUUAUUAACAUCAACCCCAAUACAACUCACUCCACAGGCAGCUGCCGUUCUCACACUGCUCUACUUAGACUCAAUAGCAGCACCAUUAAGUAUCUAGACUUUGUCUUUGCUGUGAAAAAUGAAAACCGAUUUUAUCUGAAGGAAGUGAACAUCAGCAUGUAUUUGGUUAAUGGCUCCGUUUUCAGCAUUGCAAAUAACAAUCUCAGCUACUGGGAUGCCCCCCUGGGAAGUUCUUAUAUGUGCAACAAAGAGCAGACUGUUUCAGUGUCUGGAGCAUUUCAGAUAAAUACCUUUGAUCUAAGGGUUCAGCCUUUCAAUGUGACACAAGGAAAGUAUUCUACAGCUCAAGACUGCAGUGCAGAUGACGACAACUUCCUUGUGCCCAUAGCGGUGGGAGCUGCCUUGGCAGGAGUACUUAUUCUAGUGUUGCUGGCUUAUUUUAUUGGUCUCAAGCACCAUCAUGCUGGAUAUGAGCAAUUUUAGAAUCUGCAACCUGAUUGAUUAUAUAAAAAUACAUGCAAAUAACAAGAUUUUCUUACCUCUCAGUUGUUGAAACACUUUGCUUCUUAAAAUUGAUAUGUUGAAACUUUAAUUCUUUUAUCAAUCCCAGCAUUUUGAGAUCAGUCUUUAUUAAUAAAACCUGUUCUCUUUAAUCAGCUUAAAAUCCAAAGUGUCAUAUUUACUGGUCCUGGAGACAAACUUGUUCAAAAGAACAUCAACGUGCAAUGUUUUAAGGUCUAUCUUAAGAAGCCCUGGCCAAAUUUUGAUCCUAACCUUGAAGUAUGCCUUGAACUUAUUAACAUGGCCAUUAUAAGAAUAAAAUAUGUAGUUGUGUCUUAAUGGAAUUAAUAAAUGUCAUUUCACUACUGGUGUUCUGUUUCAAUGUAUAAGGACUAUAGUGAUUUAAACUCAUCAAUGUGCCUUUGCAUAAAGUUCAUUAAAUAAAUAUUGAUGUGGUAUAAAUGCCCAUCAGAUAUGCUUAAACUUGGUUUUCAGUUGAAUGAAGUAGAGAAUGUCCUCAGGACCAUCAGCAUUUUAAAGGUUAUGUGACUUUUGCUGAUUUCUCUGAGUUCAAGUUAAGCAUGAAGUUAGUACCUCAAGCCUGUGAUUUUUCCCUAGGGAUGAUACAGACCCAAGAGGCUACAACAGAACUUAAACUGGCUUCGUAAUUAGAGUUUUUAAGAUAAUUGUUUGUUUUUCAGCAAUAUAGACUGAAAAGAUCCAAGCAUAUUUAGCCACUUGCUUUUUUGUUUCUUGUUUUGUUCUUCUUUGGAUGCCUGAUUAGUAUUGAAAGAUAGAAAUAUUCUAUGAACUAAUUAGGACAGAUUGUGUUGUGUUUCUCUACCUCAUCUUGUUGAUCUCUGGAGCAUUAAAAUCUAUUUAGUGUUGUCAUCAGUGUGGUACUUAUGAAAUGUAAGCUAACAGCAAUCUCAGAAGGGAGGCAGUGAAGCAUAGCAACUAGGCUCUUGUUUCUUCAAGAUGGCCCCUGUGGGGCAGUGCAUAGAUGGGGGUGUAAAGAGAAGCUGUUGGCAUUAAAAUGAGCUAGAUAAUCAGCCCUUGUUGAAGCAUAUUCCAUGGUAUAAGAGUAGCACAGACAUGAAACAUAGAUAAAGAAGGAAGGCUUAAUAGACUAGAAGACUUCCACAUUGAAGUAUUAUUAACCCAUUGUAUGUAUAUAGGGGCAUGAUCAGAGUCUCUAUAACUUCCUGAUUAACAAUACAGUGUAUCUUGUUACCCAGCUGUCAGUCUUUGAGAGCUUUCAGUAAAAUAUAGUAAAUUCUUUCAGCAUAGGCUAAUGUGUGGUUACUGAGAUGAGUGUUGUGUACUCAGAACCGUAGCAACAUUUUUAUGAAUGGUAAAAGUACAAGAGGAGGAAAAGUUAAAAUUAGAAGAAAAGUACAAGUUAUUGCUUAAUCAUAAAUCACACCAGAUAACACAUUUUGUUAAUUUCAUUAGCUAUUACUGGAAAGGACCUUAACGAUUAUUUACAGAAAGGGGAGUGAAAUUCAUUGAGGUUCCAUAUCAAGUGGGCAACAAAACUAUUACUAGCAUUUUGAUAAAAAUUGCCCCUAAUGAAAUCUAGUCACUCAACAGUAAAACAACAGCUGGUUUACACUUGAAAUUAUGAGAUCAGAAUUGGGCACUUUGGGCUUCCGUACUAUGUUUUGCUUAAGUUUUUUUUUUAAUACUAAUAUGGGCUUUUUCAGUAGUAAUAUACCAAAACACUUCUAUUUUAAUCUCUGUUUGCUACUUCAAAACCUAAUCCUCCUCAGAUGGGAUCAUGAGCAUAAGAGGAAAAGAGAAGAGAAUGAAUACUUGUUGACCUCUUGAUGUGUAUCAGAUGCUUUAGAAAUGUAAUUGUAUUUAAUCCUCAAAUACCUUAUAGGUAUUAUUAUCCCCUUCUUACAGAUGAGGAAAGUGAGGCCCAGUUUAAAUAACUUGCCCAAGGUCCUUUGGCUAGUACUGGAAGGAGUCAAGAUUUAAACACAGUUCUGUCUGAAUCCAGAACUCAAAAUCUACAUUGCACAUGUUGCUUUCCUGGUGGUUCGGUGGAAUGGACUGCAACGCAUUAGAUACUGCUGUUAUUCUUCCAGGCCACCGCUCAGCUAAAAAUAAUUGUGUGUGUGUGUAUAUAUAUAUAUAUGUACACACACACACAUAUAUAUACACACACACAUAUAUAUACACAUAUACAUAUAUAUACACAUAUAUAUACACACACAUAUAUAUGUAUAUAUAUACUACAUUCUUGAUCCUAAGUCUUUUUUAACUUAAAUUUUAUUACUUAUACAGAAUUCUUAUUUAUACUUUAAUUAUAGGUGUGACGAAGAGAAAGAGAGUAGGGAAAUACACAGGCAGUGGUUUUAAGUGUAGAUGAUGGCUCCUUAACCCAGUGUCAUUAGAUAAUCAAACCUAAAGUCUUCCCAUAUUAGGCAAGCGCAAUUCUCUAUUUUGGACCCUUCCCAUUCUUCCCUUACCUUCUGCUUUUCGUACUGAGGAAUUUCGUGUGAUUUUAGAUAAAGUGAUAAUGAGAUAUUGAGCAAAUAAGAAAAUAGAGGUAAUGCUAUAAAAAACUAAGCUAUGUACACUUUCAAAAUGCAUGUUUCUUGCAUGCUUUUUACUACUUAAUUGCAUUCUUUGCUAAUUUCCUUUCCUUGCUGUCUGUUCUUUUCUAACAGCUGAAGAAUGUUCUGCUGACUCUGACCUCAACUUUCUUAUUCCUGUUGCAGUGGGUGUGGCCUUGGGCUUCCUUAUAAUUGUUGUCUUUAUCUCUUAUAUGAUUGGAAGAAGGAAAAGUCGUACUGGUUAUCAGUCUGUGUAAUCAGUUAAAUCUAGUGUUUGUUUGUUUUUUUCAAUUAGAAGUUACGUUUCCAUUGGCUAAAAGCCAGGACAUGCUGUGCAAUAGAUUGUUUAAGAUAUGCAGACUAACUUCAGUGAGUUCCUAGCUAACUUGGGCAUGAGUACACUUAUUUAAGACAAAAUAUAUUAGGACCAAUUUUUUUCUGUUUUUUUUCUUCCUUUGUUAAAGUAUAAUUAAAAGAAAAAUUGUGGCUUAGAAUUUUUUAAGUAAAUAAUGAUUUUAAGCCCCUGGAUCCAAUUAUGAAAGCAUUUUUGCUGAUGUGUAAUUUUAUAUGUUACAGUUACUUAUAUUUUACUACUUUGAUGUUAUUUGCAAAAUCAAAGGUGUUAAAGAAUUUAACUUGCUUCAGGAAAUAAAUUCAAGAACAUAGUGGAUUCAUUUUCAUUGGUGGCAGACACGAAAUUUGGUUCAUGAUAAGACUUCCUUUCCCCACCUCCUGAUCAGCAUUAUUUAAAUCUGUAUUUUUCUGUUAGUUAAGAAAGAAAUGGCUUCAUGAUAUUGUAUUUAAUAGCAAAAGUUUGGCUGUCUUCUUCAUUACUGUUAAUAGCUACUAUAUUUUAACAAGGAGAUUUCUUUUUUUGUUGUUGUUGUUCUAGAGUUUGGAAUAUACUGAUUAUCUCAGACUUGACAUUUAUACUGAAGGAUGAAGUAAGACCUCCAGCUUUUUUUAAAAAAGGUGUUGAUUUGGAACACCUGUAUGGGUUAUGGUUUAUUAAGGUUAUGGUUUAGAAAGUUUUUUUCCCUCAGAGCCUUAACUUGUUAAGAAGGUUCAUUUAUCCUGCACUGAAAACAAAAACUCUAUAUACUUUGUUUGUGUGCCUCCUGCACUCUCCCAUUCCCUAUGUGAAUAUGCUCUAGUUGAUAUUUUUAAUAUAUUGAUUUCUUUUUUCUCACAGCAACAAGUGCUUACUCUAGAGGUUAGUGGGCCCUGAUAUGUCAUCAGUCAGAUGCCUGCCUAGCCAAAGCUGGACUAAGAUUAUUCUGUACAUUUGUUGAUCUUGAUAUAGACUUAUAUCCCUGUAGGGACUGCUAAUGGCUCCGGCUUCUGGAGUAAGGUACUGGAGACCACUCAUCCCUGUGUCUGCUUGAUUGGUUCAGCUGUUGAAUUGCCCUUUUAUUUGGAAGCAGUGUUGAAGUUGUCUAGGGUUCAAAUGGCUGCUUUGUACACCUGUCAUUAGUAUAAGGCAGAUGUUUAUUUUAUCAAGCUAUUUUAUCUCUACAUUUAACUAAAAACAAAAGUUCCCAAAGAUCUGCCUUCACUUCAGAAAUUUUUUUUGGAUUAAAAAAAUUAAGCCUGAACCUUAAAUAAAGUGAGUUGGUUAUUCAUUCCAAGGAUUAAGUCCCAAUCUACCUCUCAGCACAAUGCAGAAGCUCACCACUGUAUUGCUGCCAUUAACUCAUGCCAGAACCCUUUGCCAAUAACUGGAAUUACAAAUUUUUGUUAAAGAAAAUUUAUCAAGAUCUUUCUUUACUGCCUUCUCUAUAUGUACAUCUCAAAAACAUGUACAUCUCAAAAACUGGAGUAGAAAGUUAGAUUGCUCAACUACAACUCCUCUAGAACUCUAUAGCUCUGACAUACAGAUUCACACUCUCCUCUAUUUGCUAAGUAUGUAAAGAAUGUUUUCUUUUAAAAUGUUCUCUUUUGAGAACAACUGCUUAUUUGUUAUAAAAGCAUUUGGUUAAAAUGAUGUCAUCAUAAAAAACAGUGGCUUUGUUUCAAUACAUAUUUUUGAGAUGAUUAUCUAGAAGCCAGAUUAAUAAAAUCAGCUUGUGACCUUGCUAAGCAUAUAAACUGGAAAUUCAGAUACAUUCAAAAUUAUGGGUUCAUUUAAAAGUGUUCUACCUUUUGGGUAUGAGACUAAUAUCACUAAUUCCUCAAUAGUUAUCAUGGCUCUAUCUUAAUUAAUUAGAAAAUAUGUGUGUUUAAUUCUUUGAGAAUUAAAAUAGAGAAUAUUAACAGAGGGUUAAAAACUGCUUCAACUCCAAUAAGAUAAAGGAAGCUCAAAAUCUAUGAGCUGAGUGUUCAAUUAGCUUUGCCUACUGAGUUCAAUUUUAUGUCAAUACAACAGUGGAUCAGACAGUACGACUUUGAACUGGUGAAUGUAAACAAUUGUUUUUCACCUAAGCUGCUUUGGAAGAACUGAUGCUUGCUGCUAACUAAAGUUUUGGAUGUAUCGAUUUAGAGAACCAAUUAAUACCUGCAAAAUAAAGCAUACUGUGGUACUUCUGUUUGAUCUAGUAUGUGUGAUUUUAGAUUGAUGGAUUAAAAAUUAAUAAAGAUCAUACAUUCCAUACCA
Molecule: messenger RNA, 6535 nt
Organism: Homo sapiens (human)
Lineage: Eukaryota; Metazoa; Chordata; Mammalia; Primates; Hominidae
Gene: LAMP2
Product: lysosome associated membrane protein 2
Exons: 9
Coding region: 128-1360 (410 amino acids)
Biological process (GO): protein targeting; cellular response to starvation; positive regulation of ferroptosis
Cellular component (GO): ficolin-1-rich granule membrane; membrane; plasma membrane
Molecular function (GO): protein domain specific binding; ion channel inhibitor activity; protein-macromolecule adaptor activity
Source: RefSeq, marked reviewed